CCAGCGUCCACGGCGCCGCGAGGUGGCGGCUUCCGGCAACCCCGAGCUCAGUUAGGAAAGCUUAGAUGCUGCAAUGAGUCGUCACUUACAUGUUUGGCUUUUCAGACACCUGUGUCUUAAUCAUCACCACCAGUGCCACAUCCACUUCUAUUCUCAACUUCAAGAGAUACAUCGUGAUACGAGAUUGUGGAUUUCUAGACAAAACCAGAAUCACCUUCUCCGUCAUCUGUUAAAUAAGAAUUGGUCCAAGAGAUAUUGUCAUUCCAGGAUGCCUUGGAAGCAUAAAGCACUGCAAAAGUAUUUGGAGGAUGUGAAUAAGGAGUUCCAGACACUAGAUCAGAGUUUGCAGCACAUACCUGUAAAUGAAGGCAAGCGAAGGGCCUUGAGUCAACGGCAUUCUGAGUUGGCACCCCUUGCAGCCAUUUACCAAGAAAUUCAGGAGGCUGAGCAAGCAAUUGAAGAAUUAGAUUCAAUGUGUACAAGUCUAAAUAAACAAGAUGAAAAACAGUUAAAAGAUCUUGCAUUGGAAGAAAAGCAAACCAUGGCUCAGAAAAUCAACAUACUGUACAAUGAGCUUUUCCAGAGUCUACUGCCAAAAGAGAAGUGUGACGAAAAUGGUGUUAUCUUAGAGGUGACAUCUGGAAGAACUACUGGCGGAGAUAUCUGUCAACAGUUUACCCGGGAAAUAUUUGACAUGUACCAGAAUUAUGCAAAUUAUAAACACUGGCAAUUUGAACUUCUGAAUUAUACCCCAGCUGACUACGGUGGGCUGCAUCAUGCAGCUGCCAGAAUUUCAGGUGACAAUGUCUAUAAGCAUUUGAAGUAUGAAGGUGGGAUCCACCGAGUUCAGCGAAUCCCAGAGGUGGGCCUGUCGUCCAGGAUGCAGCGCAUUCACACGGGAACAAUGUCAGUUAUUGUCCUUCCUCAGCCAGAAGAGGUAGACGUGAAAGUGGAGCCUAAGGACUUGCGAAUAGAUACAUUUCGAGCCAAAGGAGCAGGAGGACAGCAUGUUAAUACAACUGAUAGCGCCGUCAGACUUGUCCAUGUACCCACAGGACUUGUAGUAGAAUGCCAACAAGAACGAUCACAGAUAAAAAAUAAAGAAAUUGCUAUGCGUGUGUUAAAAGCUAGACUAUACCAGCAGAUUAUUGAAAAAGACAGGCAUCAACGGCAAAGUGAAAGAAAACUGCAGGUGGGAACAAGAGCCCAGUCAGAAAGAAUACGAACAUAUAAUUUCACCCAAGAUAGAGUCACGGACCACAGGAUAGCAUAUGAAAUUCGUGAUAUUAAGGGAUUUUUAUGUGGGGAGAAGUGCCUGGAUCAACUAAUUCAAAAACUGCUUCAAUCAGCAGAUGAAGAAGCCAUCACUGAAUUUUUAGAUGAAAAUCUUAAAUCAGCAAAAUAAGUUUUUAUUUUGAUAAUUAAUGUUUUUUUGUUUGAUUUAUUAUAUAUAAAUGAAAUAAUAAAAAGACAUAGACAUCAAGAAGCAAAAUGAAUGGAAAUCCUUUUGACAUCUCAUACAGCUAAAAGUACUCAGUAUUUAUAAUUUUUUCUUUGUUUUUGGGCCAUACCCAGUAUUGCUCAGGAGUUACUCCUGACAGUGGUCGGGGAAACCAUACAGAGUGCCAGGGAUCAAACACAGGUCAGCCGUGUGCAAGGCAAAUUUAUUUAUUUAUUUUGGUUUCGAGGCUACACCUGUCUCUGCACUCAGGAAUCACUCCUGGCAGUGCUCAGAAGAUCAUAUGGGAUGUCUGGGUCAAACUUGGGUCUGCCCAAAUGCCUUGUCCACUAUACUAUGUCUCCAACCCUUCCCCCAACUUUGUUGUUUUUAUUAUUGUAAUUUAAGCACAUUUUUCAUCUAUUCAGAAAUUUGCCACAUGGUAAAAUUUAGUGAUUACAGAUUGUAAACUUUGUGAACCUCUAUUUUAAUGUAAAGCUUAAUCAUAUUAGAGAACUUAAUCUACUAUUUUUGUGUAAAAGUGGUAAAGACUAAGUCAAUAUCAGCAAGCAUCUUUUUUUUCUUUUUUUUUUUUUUUUUGCUUUUUGUGUCACACCCAUUGAU
Sorex araneus (European shrew) is the source of this 2062-nucleotide messenger RNA. It is a transcript of the gene MTRF1, whose product is annotated as mitochondrial translation release factor 1. Gene Ontology annotation, biological process: translational termination. The record is from RefSeq and is a predicted model, not a curated record. The transcript is spliced from 10 exons. Gene Ontology annotation, molecular function: translation release factor activity. Bases 74 to 1405 code for a protein of 443 amino acids. Lineage: Eukaryota; Metazoa; Chordata; Mammalia; Eulipotyphla; Soricidae.